Messenger RNA from Aspergillus eucalypticola CBS 122712, 519 nucleotides. Its product is annotated as terpene synthase family protein. The transcript is spliced from 5 exons. Bases 1 to 519 code for a protein of 172 amino acids. NCBI's taxonomy places the organism in Eukaryota, Fungi, Ascomycota, Eurotiomycetes, Eurotiales, Aspergillaceae. The record is from RefSeq and is a predicted model, not a curated record.
AUGCUUUUCAAAUUCCAGGGCAGCGAAACACUGUCAGUCGACGAGUUUAAUGCAAUGAGACGUGGGAAUAUUGCAACAACGCCCCUCUUUGCGCUGUUUGAAUACGCCUAUGGGUUGAACAUACCAGAAGAAGUCUUUGAGUGUUCAUCAAUCAAAGAGCUGGAGAGAGUUAGCACUGAAGUGACAGUCAUCCAAAAUGACAUCGUUUCCUAUCGGAAGGAGCAGCUCCUUGAUGAGAAUAGCAAUUUAAUCAACAUAUAUCUCCGGGACGGUUUCUCAGUUCAGGCUGCUUUUGACGAAGCUGCAAAGUUACUGGCUAUCUGCUACCGUGACUGGUAUUUGGCACUAGCCGACUUACCCAGUUGGGGCGAAGAUGUCGACGCCCAGGUUCAGACGUAUAUUGAGGGGCUUCAGAAUGUUGUUCUGGCUAAUAUUCACUGGAGUUUCCUAGCAGAACGGUAUUGGAAAUCGAAUGCGGAGAUACAGAGGGAUAGAACGAUUGAAGUGCGACUGACAUGA